Messenger RNA from Prorocentrum cordatum, 1145 nucleotides. The record is from the annotation of a GenBank genome assembly. NCBI's taxonomy places the organism in Eukaryota, Dinophyceae, Prorocentrales, Prorocentraceae.
CUUCGCCGUGUUGCAGAAGAGAGCACGGGAACGUGCUCAUGGCAGAGCUCUGGCUGUCCUGGAUGGCGAUCCUCGGCAAGGAACCAAGCUCCGUCAGCUACGCCUGCGUGAUCAACGCCUGUGCGCAGGCCGGGGACGUGACCCGCGCGGAGGGGUGGCUGGCAAAGAGUUUUGCCGCGGAGGCCGUGCCCAACAAGUUCAGCUUCAACGCCGUCAUCCCUGGGGGCGUGCGGGCGAGGCCGGCCUCAUGAUCCGGGCGGAGCAGUGGCUCAGCGCGCUCAUCGGGGAGGACCUCUUCAGCCCAGACGUAGUCAGCUACAACACCGUCAUCCACGCGUACGCGCGCACGGGUAACGUUGACAGGACGGCAGAGUUCUGGCUGCAGCAGAUGGUCAAGGCCAACCUGGUUCCCAACGAGGUCACCAUGGGCUCGCUGAUUAACGCGUGUGCUGAGGCUGGGAAGUUGAACAGGGCUGAACGCAUUCUGGAGGCAAUGACCGAGGACCACCACCUGAAGCCGAACGACAUCUGCUACAACGCCGUCAUCAAGGCGUGCGUGAACUGCCGCAGCUUCCAGCGGGCGGAGGUGUGGAUGCUCCGGAUGAGGAGAGAGGGCUUCGCCCUCACCCCCAUGACCUACAACCUGUUCAUCCACGGCUGCGCCCAGGCGGGAGACCUGACCCUCGCCGACAAAUACCUUAACGAAAUGAUCAAGGAGGGCUGUGAGGCGAACCGCAUCACGUUCAACCUGCUGCUGAACCUCUGCGCCAACCGGGGGGAGGUGGAGCGAGCCGAGGCCUGCCUGCACCACAUGGUCUCGUGCGGGCUGGAGCCGGACCAGGUCGGGCGCGACGUUGGCAACGCGCGUGCCGGCGACUUCGAAAAGCUGCCCGCGGCGGGCGGUCCAGGAUCUUGCGCGCUGGGCGCCGGUCCCUCGGAGCGUCGCGCGGUCGACGAGCGCUCCGAGCCGCUGCCAGGGCAGGCCUGGGCCGAGGGUGAUAUGCGGCAGACUGGGGCGGAGCAGGCUGCCGUCGUCUCGUGCGUCGGUCAAGCCUUUGCCGUUGCUGCGCGCGCACCCGGAGCUUCUUUCGAGGCGGCGCUCGGCCCUGCGAGCGGGCCGGAGGCGGGCAGAUUCAUUACUCCAG